AUACAAACCCACCUCCCUCUUCUUCUUCUUAUUCUUCUUAUUCUUUUUAGAUAGAGAGCUUUUUCUCUUUGACUUUUUUCUUUGCUUUAAUUUUUUUUCCCCUGAGAGAGGGAGGGAGGGAGAGAGGGAGGGAGGGAGAGAUGAAUGCGGCGCCACGCCAGCAACAGCAGCCUCCCCCCGGGGCUUCGGACUUGGCUGCCGGAGCCGCCGAGGGAACGGUAAUGCUUAGAACUUACAAGGCCUGGAAAGGCAGCAAUAUAUUUCUAUGUGGUGGAAGGCUUAUAUUUGGACCAGAUGUAAGAUCAAUCGCGCUAACCGUUUUUCUCAUUUCCGCCCCAGUAGCUAUCUUCUGCGUCUUUGUAGCUAGGAAACUCAUUGAUGAAUUUCCAAAUAACUGGGGUGUAUCCGUUAUGGUUGCGGUUAUUGUAUUGGCAGUGCUUGAUUUGAUUCUUCUGCUACUAACCUCUGGAAGAGAUCCUGGUAUAGUACCUCGCAGUGCUCACCCUCCAGAGCCGGAAGAUUUUGAAGGGAGCAUUGAGACAGGAGCUGGCCAAACUCCACAACUGCGAUUGCCUCGCGUUAAGGAUGUAAUUGUCAAUGGAAUAACUGUGAAGAUUAAGUACUGUGAUACCUGCAUGCUUUAUAGACCGCCUCGCUGUUCUCACUGCUCAAUAUGCAAUAAUUGUGUGGAGAAAUUCGAUCAUCACUGCCCCUGGGUUGGUCAGUGUAUUGGACUGCGGAAUUACCGUUUCUUCUUCAUGUUCAUCUGCUGUGCUACUCUUCUUUGUUUAUAUGUGCAAGGGUUUUGCUGGGUCUACAUCAAGAAGAUUAUGAACGAUGAUGAUGAUAUAACAAUCUGGAAAGCUCUGAUCAAGACUCCUGCCUCUAUUGCACUAAUAAUUUACUCUUUUAUUGCUUUCUGGUUUGUUGGUGGCCUUACCUUCUUCCAUUUGUAUCUCAUUAGUACAAACCAGUCAACUUAUGAGAAUUUCAGAUAUCGAUAUGAGCGGCGAGUCAACCCAUUUAACAAAGGGAUCUUUAAAAAUUUCUUAGAGACAUUCUGCAGCAGCAUUCCUUCAUCCAGAAACAAUUUUAGGAAAAUGAUUCCCAAGGACCCUUCUAUUCUACCUCGGAUAGUUGGGGGCUAUGGAAAUCCCAUAAUGGGGAAAGCCAUUAAUGACAUAGAAAUGGGGAGAAAACCAGUUUGGGAUGAGGGUGCAGUUCAUGAUGGUGAUUAUGAAGAAGAACAUGUCAGCAACGACGAUGGCCCAGACAAGGAUCAAGGACUGCACGAUGCUGAUGUGUCACCAGAUUUAAGCAGAAACCUUCCAACAGAAAGCACAGAGCGACGAGAUGUCUCAUAUUCAAGGCGUUCUAGUUGGGGAAGGAGAAGCGGAAGCUUGAACAUAUCACCUGAGAUUCUUGCUUUGGCUGCUGCUGGAGUUGGCGACUCGAGGCGUGUCACUGAAGCAAGGAGUGGAACUAGUUUUCCAUCAGAGACUGGUUCCCGGCCUAAUUCUUAGAUGUACAGAAAAACUGAGAGAAGGGAAAGAGUUGCUACUUAUAAUGCCAGUGAUGUAAAGUUUGAGUUGGUGUUGAUUUUUAACUAUGUUUCCGAGACCAUCAAAAUGUACAAGGUUUUGCUCUUUAUUUAAGACACGCUAUUGGCCUUGUGCAGUUAAUUCUUUCGCAAGUAUUGGUGUGCCAUUGUAAUUGUUUUAUUCGAUAAGCUCCAGUGUUAUGUUCA
This is a messenger RNA of Humulus lupulus (European hop), 1747 nucleotides long. RefSeq names its product probable protein S-acyltransferase 7. Gene Ontology annotation, cellular component: Golgi apparatus; endoplasmic reticulum. NCBI's taxonomy places the organism in Eukaryota, Viridiplantae, Streptophyta, Magnoliopsida, Rosales, Cannabaceae. The record is from RefSeq and is a predicted model, not a curated record. Gene Ontology annotation, biological process: peptidyl-L-cysteine S-palmitoylation; protein targeting to membrane. Gene Ontology annotation, molecular function: protein-cysteine S-palmitoyltransferase activity. Bases 141 to 1523 code for a protein of 460 amino acids. The transcript has 5 exons.